Molecule: messenger RNA, 458 nt
Organism: Trichechus manatus latirostris (Florida manatee)
Lineage: Eukaryota; Metazoa; Chordata; Mammalia; Sirenia; Trichechidae
Gene: NCMAP
Product: non-compact myelin associated protein
Exons: 3
Coding region: 129-437 (102 amino acids)
Biological process (GO): regulation of myelination; peripheral nervous system myelin formation
Cellular component (GO): Schmidt-Lanterman incisure; plasma membrane; paranode region of axon
Molecular function (GO): structural constituent of myelin sheath
Source: RefSeq, a predicted model, not a curated record
AGAGAAGUUACAUACUUGAAUAUUUUCCAAGUUAUCCAGUGAAGAUCAAAAAAGAGGCAUCAUAUAGGAAUAAUAAGGCUUACUCUGAUUUUAAACCAAAUUUCUUCUUUCUUCUCACCAGAAUCGAGAUGACCACAGCCACCAGUUUGGGGGAUACCACCUUCUUCUCGUUGAACAUGACCACCAGGGGAGAAGACUUCCUGUAUAAGAGUUCUGGAGCCAUCGUUGCUGCCAUCGUCGUGGUUGUUAUCAUCAUCUUUACCGUGGUGCUGAUCCUGUUGAAGAUGUACAACAGGAAAAUGAGGACCAGGAGGGAGCUGGAGCCCAAGGGCCCCAAGCCAGCCUCCCCUUCAGCCCUGGGCCCGAACAGCAACAGAGGCCAACAGCCUGCAACAGUGACCUUCACCCCUGUUGAAGUCCACAUGGAGAACCGGUGACCUCCACCCUUGUGCUCUCUC